AUGUUGAUAUCCUUCCAUUUCCGGUAUCUAACAUACAUCUCAGGAGCCGCCCUCUCUGCAAAGAGCUCCAUCUUCAUCGAUGAUGCCGAGAAUAUCGACCCGACUACCCUCAGCCUCUCCUCCAAACGCAAGCGGUCCUGGGACGAUGAGGACGAUGUCUCCAAGGGUUCCCCCCAACCGCUGAAGACCUCCCGCCUGGCACUCACCACCCGCGACCAUCUCACCCCCCGACUAUCAACCCCAUUCAAGAAUGGCCCUUCCAACUCAACUCCCAAAUCUGCUCCUAUUCUCAAGCCCGCUGGCCGGUCUCCACCUCCCAAAUCCUACAAGACACCUGGUCGCCGGUCGACCAUCGCCAAGGUCCGUCCGGAGCCCACCAAACGCGGCGUCGCUCGCCCUUUCUCCCUUGCAGCCGCCCUCUCCCAGGGCAAGACCAAGACACCAUCCACUCCCAAGCCUCAAUCUAAGGCCCCGGCCUCUUGGUUCUUUGACAUCCAUGUCGACUCGGAGCAAGAGGAAAUGACCAACCUGAUGCAACACUCCACCGGUGUCCUCGAUAUCAGCGACGAGGAGGGCAAGGCCGUCAUUACAGAUGGCCGCGGCAAGGAAAACGUUCCCCCUUCCGAACUAGGUCUCGAUCUUCCCCGCUCCCAGCAGGCCACUCACCUGGCUGCCGCCACAGCUGCACGCAAGGAUUCCAAGAUGGAAGAAGAUCGUGCCCCGCUGGGUGAACUGACUGCUUCCGACUACUACCCCGAAGACUGCAAUGCCUUCUCCUUUGCCGUUGUCCAUGACGAUGAGGAUGAAAACGUCUCGGAAUCUAAAAAGGCCUACUCCGCCCCGCCGAGUCAGUCGACUUUCAUGCCGCCAGCUAUCACUGCUUCGAUCGAUUCCCUGCUGGCAACUGCCAUGUCCAGCCCCACUGUCAACACGACCACGACUGAAAAGACCAGCGACCCCGAUGCCAUCGAGAUCUGGGAACCCUCCAGUGCGGCUGAUGAUGCGCAGUCAUCUGGAACGAGCGCAUCGUCAUGA
Molecule: messenger RNA, 1035 nt
Organism: Penicillium cosmopolitanum
Lineage: Eukaryota; Fungi; Ascomycota; Eurotiomycetes; Eurotiales; Aspergillaceae
Exons: 1
Coding region: 1-1035 (344 amino acids)
Source: RefSeq, a predicted model, not a curated record